This is a messenger RNA of Penicillium verhagenii, 1233 nucleotides long. RefSeq lists its product as uncharacterized. The record is from RefSeq and is a predicted model, not a curated record. Gene Ontology annotation, cellular component: fungal-type vacuole membrane. Gene Ontology annotation, molecular function: transmembrane transporter activity. Gene Ontology annotation, biological process: transmembrane transport. The transcript is spliced from 2 exons. NCBI's taxonomy places the organism in Eukaryota, Fungi, Ascomycota, Eurotiomycetes, Eurotiales, Aspergillaceae. The coding region runs from base 1 to 1233 and encodes 410 amino acids.
AUGUCCGAAAAAACACUACACGAGCAGGCAGCCGACGACCCCCGAGCGGAAACUCGAACCUUAUCAGAAUGUACGGAUUCCGAUUCUCAAGAGAGUAUUGAUUUUGCGAGCAAGAAUACCGAUACUCUGGAGGAUUACCCCGAAGGUGGACUCAGAGCAUGGCUUGUGGUAGUUGGCGUCUUUGCGACGUUGACAUGCACCUUUGGCAUGCAGUUCACUGUCGGCGUUCUGCAAUCUCAUUGGGAAACAAAUCAACUACGGGACUACUCUUCCAGCACCAUUGGAUGGAUCUCCUCCGUCUAUCUUUAUCUCAACAUGGUUCUGGCGGUACAGGUCGGCCCGAUGUUUGACAGAUACGGUCCCCGGUGGCUCAUGAUUAUCGGCUCGGUGCUCUUCGUCUUGUCAAUAUUCCUGCUGGGAUCAUGUGAAAAAUACUAUCAGUUCAUGCUUUGUCUAGGAGGACUCAGUGGCGUCAGUGCUGCAUUUGUCUCGAACCCAUGUAUGGUCGUGCUAUCGCAUUGGUUCCAUCGUCGUCGGGGCAUGGCAUCUGGCAUUGCCAUGGUUGGGGGUAGUCUGGGUGGAGUCAUCUUCCCCAUGAUACUGAGAGCGACGCUUGAGCCUCUGGGAUGGGUUUGGUCUCUUAGGAUUCUUGCCUUCAUUUUUACGGUACUUCUCACGAUUGGCAACAUCUGCGUGAAGAGCAGACUGCCGGUCAAAUCGCAAAAAGGGCUUUUUAACCUGCGGUGCUUCCGUGAUUCACGAUUUGUCUGGUUUACGGCAGCCAUGCUCUGUAUGUUUUAUCCCCUGUCAGAUAUUUCAAAGAUGAAGGUAUUGAUUGUUCUUCUAGUUGUCCAGUUUACCAUCACUGCAUCAAUGGGUCUUGUCCCUACCUACGCCCUUGAGCAAGGGUUUAGCUCUGAGACUGGAUUCUACCUUCUCGCCGUAUAUAACGGUGGAGCGGCUAUUGGACGAGGCCUUUCAGGAAUAAUUUCCGAUCGCUAUGGACGCUUCAACACGAUGUCAGCGGCAAUGACAUUUGCAAUGGUUUUUAUUUUCGUUCUGUGGUAUCCAUUUGGUCACUAUCUUGGUGCACUAUAUUGUUUUGUGGUUGUAAUGGGAUUUGGCACCGGCACUAUUCUCUGUUUGCUUCCUGUCUGUCUCAGCCAGAUGUGCAAGACCGAAGAAGUUGGACUUUGGUUAGGAAGUUGCUAUCUUGUCAUCAGUCAUGGGUGA